Caenorhabditis angaria is the source of this 4539-nucleotide messenger RNA. NCBI's taxonomy places the organism in Eukaryota, Metazoa, Nematoda, Chromadorea, Rhabditida, Rhabditidae. The record is from the annotation of a GenBank genome assembly.
AUGCCUGAAAACGAUCAAAAUCAUAAUCGAGAUAGAGACGAACGACAUUCUGAACGGAGUACGGUAAGUGCCAAUUAAUAAAUAUUUGUUAAUCGAAACAACUCUUGAGUAAACAUCACUGAAACAAAGUAAAUGUGAUGUCUGCAGGUUCGAGCACUUCCUGCACUUGCUAUUUCCGAACCAAAACCAACAGGAACUCCAAUCACAUUUCAAGAUGAUAUUAAAUCAAUUUAUGCACCGAAUUUAUCAGGUUUCGAAAUUUUUUGGAAUUAUUUGUUUUGCAAGUAAGACAAUUUCCAGAAUAUUAAAGAAAAAAAUUUAUUUUUUAGAUCUAAAAAGAAACAAGAAGAACCAGAAGACGUUGUAUCAUUAUUUGGACUUGUAAGUUUCAUUUUUGAAUCUAUUGAAAAAACACAAUAAAAAAUAAAUGAAAAUGACUUUAGUUUCGAUAUGCAAAACCAUGGGAUUAUUUUCUUCUGUUCAUUGGAAUUAUUUGCGCAGGAAUAUCAGGAACAUCUCAGCCUGUAUUAGCUGUUGUAGCGUGAGUGUAGCCGGAAAGUUUACGAGAAAAAUAUGAACAUUUCGUGUUUUUAGGGGUCGAACAACUAAUGUUUUAAUUGUAUAUUCUCCACGAACCAAAGAAUUUCGAGAUAAAGCGAAUGAAAACACAUAUAUAUUCUUGGGCAUUGGUAUAUUUAUUUUGAUCACAAAUUGGAUUCAAUAUAUGUGUUUCAAACAAGUUGCAAUGCGAAUUAUGGCUCAAAUUAGGCAUCGAUAUAUUUUUGCAAUUUUAAGACAAAACGCUGGAUGGUUUGAUAAAAAUCAUUCCGGAGAAAUUUCUACAAAACUUAACGAGUUAGUAAAAUAUACUUUUUUUGAUAGAUACAAUUUUCUUGUAUUUUUUUCAGCAGCAUGGAUAGAAUUUUUGAAGGUAUUGGAGACAAAUUUGGUCUAUUAAUCAGAGGAUGUUUUAUGUUAGCUGCUUCAAUUGUUGUUGCUUAUAUUUAUGAAUGGCGACUUGCUUCAAUGUUACUUGGUGUUGCACCUUGUUGCAUAUUUUCAAUGGUUUUUCUCUCGAUGAAAAUGAGAUCAACGACAAUUAAAGAAAUGGUUGGAGUUGCAAAAGCUGGAAGUAUUGCUGAAGAAUCAUUGAUGGGAGUUCGAACUGUUCAAGCAUUCAAUGGUCAAGAAGAAAUGGUGAAACGUUAUUCUGAUGAGCUGAAUAAAGGGAGAAAAAUCGCAAUCUGGAAAGGGUUUUGGAGUGGAUUAUUUGGAGGAAUUUUCUUCUUUUUCCUUUUUGCCUUUCAAGGAACAGGUUUCUUGUAUGGAGCAUAUCUAAUCAAAGUUGGAAUUAUAAAAUCUCCAGGAGAUUGUUUCACAGUUAUUAUGUCAAUGUUGAUGGGAUCAUAUUUUAUGGGUCUGAUUGCUCCCCAUGCUAUGAUUUUGUUGAAUGCAAGAGUUGCUGCUGCAUCGAUUUAUAAAACAAUUGACCGUGUUCCAAAAAUUGAUGUUUAUUCAAAGAAAGGAAGCAAGCCUGAUAACAUUGUUGGAAGAGUUACUUUUGAAAAUGUUCACUUCCGUUAUCCAACAAGACCAGAAGCUAAAAUUUUGAAUGGAUUGAACUUGACAGUUGAACCAGGAACAUCGGUUGCUCUGGUUGGACAUUCUGGAUGUGGUAAAUCAACAUCUGUUGGAUUAUUAACUCGAUUAUAUGAACCAGAAGGUGGAAAUGUUUCAAUUGAUGGAGUUGAUGUUAGAGAUAUUAAUUUGGAAUAUUUGAGGAACAUCAUUGGAAUUGUUCAACAAGAACCGAUUUUGUUCAACGAUACAAUUCAUAAUAAUUUGUUGAUUGGAAAUCCAAACGCAACACGAGAACAAAUGAUUGAAGUUUGUAAAAUGGCAAAUGCUCAUGAUUUUAUUAUAAAAACACCAAAGGGUUAUGAUACUUUGAUUGGUGAUGGAGGUGUUCAAUUAUCUGGUGGACAAAAACAAAGAGUUGCGAUUGCAAGAACUUUGAUUAGAAAUCCAAAAGUAUUACUACUUGAUGAAGCAACUUCAGCUUUAGAUGCUCAAUCAGAAAGUAUUGUUCAAUCUGCUUUGAAUAAUGCCGCAAAGGGAAGAACUACUAUUAUGAUUGCUCACAGAUUAUCAACUAUUCGAGAAGCUGAUAAAAUUGUUUAUUUUGAUAAAGGAGUUAUUGUGGAAAGUGGAACACAUCAAGAGUUAGUUCAACUUCAAGGAAAAUAUUUCGAUUUGGUAAAGGCUCAACAAUUCCAAGCAGAUCCAGAAGCAACUGAAGAAUUUGAAGAAGAAGAAAUUGAUUUGAAGUAGGUUUUUUUACCUGUUUUUUUUUUCAUAAGAUUAAUUUUUAGUGCUCCUACAAUUGCAAGUGGAAGAACUUCACGAUUCUCAUCUUUCACUGGAUCACAUGUUUCCGGAUCUGAAGCUUUCAAACGGGGUUCUAUGCGAUCUUCUAGACAAGACGCUGAAAAUGAUGUGUUUGCUGAAGAAGUAAGAAAAGUUAUGGAAAAAGAUGGACAAAUUACAGCAACUGUUGCAGAUGUAUUCAAACAUGCUCAAGGUAUGUAUAUACAUCACAAUAAACAUUGUAUUGAACGUUUCAGGAAACUAUAUUUAUUUGUUCCUCGGAGUUGUAUGUGGUUUGAUUCGUGGAUUGGAAUUGACAGCAUUCGCACUUUUGUUUGCUUGGGUAUUCGAAGGCUUUCAAUUCAUUCGAACUGGUGAUUAUGGUGCAAUGAUGCAUAGAAUGGCAAUAGCUGUUAUCCCAUACAGUCUCACUGGUCUUGGAUGUUUGAUUUUCCAAUUUUUGAGUGUAAGAAAAAUUGAAAUCUUCCAUAGAGUUCAAUGAGAAAAACAAAAAAUUUUACAGUCUAUAUUCUUUGCAAUUGUCUCCGAAAAUUUAUCAUUACGAUUCCGUGUUCAGUCAUUCAGAAGUUUAUUAUAUCAAGAUGCUUCAUUCUUCGAUAAUCCAGCUCACGCUCCAGGAAAACUGAUCACAAGAUUAGCAACUGAUGCACCGAAUGUCAAAGCGGUAUACAUUUUCAUUGAAAAAAUAGACUUUUAAUGACUAAAUUUUAGAUUGUUGAUACUCGAAUGUUACAUGUUCUUUUUGGAGUAUCAGCUAUUAUCGGAAAUAUUGUUGUUGCAUUUGUUUAUUGUUGGUAUCUUGGAAUUCUCGGAACUGCUCUAAUCGUAUUUUUGGCGGUUGUGAUGAUUGGUUUGGCUUAUAAAAUCACACUUUUGAAUAUGGAACAAGUGAAAAACGAUGAAGCUGGAAGAAUUGCUAUUGAAAUUAUCGAAAAUGUAAAAACAAUUCAAUUAUUGACAAGAACACAAACAUUCUACGAACAUUACGAACAAUCAUCCAAAAAACAAAAGAAAUCUGAGUUUAGAAAGGCUUUGUACGAAGCUUUCAAUUAUACAUUCACUCAGUCAUUCAUGUAUUUCAUGAUGUGUUUUGUUUUCUCAACUGGUAUUCGAAUUAUAUAUCAAGGAAACAAAUCCCCACAAGAUACUUUCCAGUUGGUUUUUUGUUUAAAUAAAAAUAAAGUGAAAACCAAGUUUGCAUUUUCAGAGGAAUUAUUGCUAUGCUUCUCGCUGCUAUGGCUGUCAUGAACUCUGCACAAUUUUUCCCAGAAUUUGUUCGAGCAAAUAGUUCAGCUGGUUUGAUGUUCAAUAUCAUCUACAGAAAACCGAAAACUGGUGAUGUUAUGGAAGGAACAAAACCCGAAGUUAGAGGAAAUAUACUUUUUGAAGAUGUGAAAUUCUCAUAUCCACAAAGACCACUUCAACCAAUUAUGAAAGGUUUACAAUUCACUGCUUUACGUGGUCAAACAGUUGCAUUGGUUGGUCCAUCUGGUUCAGGUAAAAGUACUUGUAUUGGAAUGUUGGAAAGAUUUUAUGAUGUUACUGGUGGAAUACUUCGAAUUGAUGGUGCUGAUAUUCGAAGUUUAUCCUUACAUCAUCUUCGAACACAAAUGGCACUUGUUGGACAAGAACCGAGAUUAUUUGCUGGUACUAUUAGAGAAAAUGUUUGUCUUGGUUUGGAAAAUGUGCCACUUGAAAAGAUCAAUCAAGCUUUGGAACUUGCAAAUGCUAAUAGAUUCUUGGCAAAUCUUCCAGAAGGAAUUGAUACAGAUGUUGGAGAAAAAGGUUCGAAAUUAUCUGGCGGACAAAAACAAAGAAUUGCUAUUGCUCGUGCCCUGGUUCGAGAUCCUAAAAUUCUUCUGCUUGAUGAAGCAACAUCUGCUCUUGAUUCCGAGUCUGAAAAGGUACUAUUUCUGGAACAUUGAUCAUAAAUAAACUCUAAAAUUCUAGGCUGUUCAAUUAGCUCUCGAUCGUGCUCGUGAAGGACGUACCUGUGUUACAAUUGCUCAUCGUUUGUCAUCAAUCCAAAAUUCUGACCUCAUUGUAUAUAUUGAAAAUGGAAAAGUUCAAGAAGCUGGAAAUCACAAACAACUCAUGCAAAAGAAAGGAAAAUACCAUAAUUUGAUUCAAAAACAAGAUCUUGCCGUAUAA